Molecule: messenger RNA, 1068 nt
Organism: Acanthosepion pharaonis
Lineage: Eukaryota; Metazoa; Mollusca; Cephalopoda; Sepiida; Sepiidae
Source: the annotation of a GenBank genome assembly
AUGAGCCUCGUUACUAUUAAGCGUGUGGGUAUUGUGGUGUUGGUGAUAUGGUUGAUCACACUGUUCUACUUAUGGCUCCCUAAUAUUGUCGAUUCCAAGAAAUGGCCUUUUCUGGGAAAGAAAGGUCUGAACAGUAUAAACAUGAAUUCCAAAGCAAACAGUACAAACAUGAUGCAUGUUGUGAUCACUUCUGACAAACAUACACUUGGUGGAAUGAUAGCGACAAUGAACAGCAUCUAUUCAAACACUCGACAUGACGUCAUGUUUCAUUUGGUUGUGGAUGAUGAAAGUUUUGACCACAUCAUAAUUUGGCUAAAAAAAACCAAGUUAAAUAUGUUGAACUAUGAAGUGAAGCGUUUUCCUGUUGAAUGGGUCCAAGACAAGAUACACUUAAGAAGUGGCCGUCCAGAGUUGGGGAGACCUCUUAAUUAUGCCCGUUAUUACCUUCCUCGUCUAUUCCCAGACUUGAAAGGACGAAUAUUAUUUAUCGAUGAUGACUGCAUUGUCCAGGGUGACAUUUCAGAUUUGUAUACUAUGAAAAUUAAUUCCGGGGAUUUAGCUGCUUUUUCUAAUGACUGUUCAGCUACUUCGAAACGAUUGUCUCGAUUGAAGAAUAACUAUGCUGAAUACAUUGAUUUCAAGAACAAACACAUUCAACAGAUGCACAUGCAUCCUGCAACAUGUUCGUUUAAUACUGGACUCAUGUUGACAGAUCUUGACCUCUGGAAGAAAAAUAAUAUCACUGAACAGCUGGAAUAUUGGUUACAAUUGAACAAAAAAGAGGAAGUUUAUGGAAAUGAAAAAGGUGGUGGUGGAUCUCAACCUCCAAUGAUGAUUGUCUUCUACAAGAAUUACACUGCAAUUGACCCAAGCUGGCAUGUUCGAUAUUUAGGGUGGACAUCUGGAACAAGUUAUUCCAAAGCAUUUGUUAGUCAUGCAAAACUGCUUCACUGGAAUGGACAUUUUAAACCUUGGGGUCGUCUCUCUCAGCACUCUGAUAUUUGGGACAGAUAUUUUGUAAAAGACCCCACUCUCAAGUUUAAACCCCUUCGUAGAUUCAGCACAUAG